UUCAUUUGAGAAACUCUUCAGCAGAAACGGAGCGGAGGGGAUAACCAAAUCAGAGCGAAAGAGUAAAAAUGCCUGCUGGUCAUGGGUUACGAUCUAGAACAAGAGAUUUGUUCUCACGUCCAUUCAGGAAGAAGGGUUACAUUGCUCUUACCACUUACUUGAGAACUUUCAAGAUCGGUGAUUAUGUUGAUAUCAAGGUUAAUGGUGCUAUUCACAAGGGUAUGCCUCAUAAGUUCUACCAUGGACGUACUGGUAUUGUCUGGAAUGUUACCAAGCGUGCUAUUGGUGUUGAAAUUAACAAACAGGUUCGUGGUCACAUUUUAAAGAAGAGGAUCCAUGUGAGGAUUGAACAUGUUCAGCCAUCAAGGUGCAGAGAAGAGUUCAAGCUGAGGAAGGUUCAGAAUGACAAGUUGAAGGCUGAGGCUAAAGCUAGAGGUGAAAAGAUUAGCACCAAGAGACAACCUGAGGGCCCUAAACCUGGCUUCAUGGUUGAAGGAGCAACACUUGAAACUGUUACUCCCAUUCCAUAUGAUGUCGUCAAUGAUCUCAAAGGCGGGUAUUAGAGACUGUUCUUUUCUGCUUGUGGUGGUGGUUAUGUUUUAUGGAGAAACAAAACUGCAGUUCAAGACUUCUUUAAGAGAGAUAGUGAUAAUUAAAAUUUUGUUAUCCAUAUUUAAGAUAUUUUAGAGAUUGGUAUUUUAUCUCGAUUUCCCUUAUUAAGUACAUUUAACUGGUUUUUAUAAUUUCUGUUAUGAAGAAUGACUUAAUCUGCCAAUCCAUUUAGUUUGUCUAUUUAUCCGG
Molecule: messenger RNA, 801 nt
Organism: Papaver somniferum (opium poppy)
Lineage: Eukaryota; Viridiplantae; Streptophyta; Magnoliopsida; Ranunculales; Papaveraceae
Product: 60S ribosomal protein L21-2-like
Exons: 2
Coding region: 69-563 (164 amino acids)
Biological process (GO): translation
Cellular component (GO): ribosome; cytosolic large ribosomal subunit
Molecular function (GO): structural constituent of ribosome; protein binding
Source: RefSeq, a predicted model, not a curated record